AUGAGUCACCCCACAGCUCCUGGGGGGCAGAACCGCUGGCGCCCGCAGAAACACGGCGUGUAUUUCGUGUUCAACGUGUCCCGGGUUCGGGCCGAGGUGGGGGGGGAAGCGCUGCUGCACCGAGCGGAGCUCAGGAUGCUGCGGCAAAAGGCGGCAGACGGAACCGGAACCGGAACCGAACAGCGGCUGGAGCUGUACCAGGUUUAUGGCAACAAUUCCUGGCGGUAUCUCCAUGGCCGCUCGGUGCGCGCCACGCCGGAGGAUGAAUGGCUUUCCUUCGAUGUCACCGACAGCGUCCAGCAAUGGCUCAGCGGCACCGACCCCCUUGGUGUGUUCAAGCUGAGUGUGCACUGUCCCUGUGAGCCGGGCCACGUGGCCGAGGAGAUGCGCAUCUCCAUUGAAGGCUUUGAGCAGCAGCGCGGUGACAUGCAGAGCAUUGCCCGCAAGCAUCGCCGUGUGCCGUACGUGGUGGCCAUGGCGCUGCCGGCCGACAGGGCCAACCAGCUGCACAGCACCAGGAGGCGGCGCGGCCUCGAUGCCGACUACUGCUUCGGGACUGACGAGGAGAACUGCUGUGUGCGUCCUCUUUACAUCGACUUCCGACAGGACCUGGGCUGGAAAUGGGUCCAUGAGCCUAAAGGCUACUUUGCCAACUUCUGUAUGGGGCCCUGCCCCUACAUAUGGAGCGCAGACACACAGUACACCAAGGUGGGGGGCACUAAGGGGGUCCUGGAUUGA
Molecule: messenger RNA, 738 nt
Organism: Coturnix japonica (Japanese quail)
Lineage: Eukaryota; Metazoa; Chordata; Aves; Galliformes; Phasianidae
Source: RefSeq, a predicted model, not a curated record